Patiria miniata (bat star) is the source of this 681-nucleotide messenger RNA. Its product is annotated as myelin P2 protein-like. The record is from RefSeq and is a predicted model, not a curated record. The transcript is spliced from 4 exons. Bases 162 to 581 code for a protein of 139 amino acids. Gene Ontology annotation, biological process: fatty acid transport. Gene Ontology annotation, cellular component: nucleus; cytosol. Lineage: Eukaryota; Metazoa; Echinodermata; Asteroidea; Valvatida; Asterinidae. Gene Ontology annotation, molecular function: fatty acid binding.
GCGAAGUCCGAAUGUUCGAGGUUGGCUUAUCAGCUCAACGGGUUGUUUUUGGGCAAGUAUUGCCUGAUAGAGGUCCUUUUGAAUUGACUCAGAUGCAGUGAUUGCAGCAAAACUCAAAUCUCUCCGUGUGAAGUGAAUGUUGUAGGUCUUUACUCACAAUAAUGGCACAUUUUAAGGGCACAUACAAGUUGGACACGAGCGAGAAUUUCGAGCCGUUCAUGCAAGCACUUGGGGUGAACGUCCUCCUUCGCAAGGUUGGCACCACCACCAAACCAACACUCAAAAUUGAAACAGACGACGGGAAACACUUCAAGUUCAUCUCAGAAUCUACAUUUAAGAACAUCAAAACGGAGUUUACCAUAGGCGAGGAGUACGAAGACACCUCACCAGAUGGUAGAAAAACUAAGAACGUCGUCACCCUGAAUGAAAACAAACUGACGCAGCUUGAGAAACCACGUGACGGAAAAGGCAAAGAGGUGACGUACAUCAGAGAACUUACAGAGAGCGGAGAUCUCAAAGUGACGUGCAUACUUGAUGACAUCGUGGCAACACGUCUCUACAAGAACCAACAUGUAUCAUAAGAAUGGAAUCACCAAGGAAUGAAGUCAUCGAAAACACCAAGAUUCGACAGAUACGAGGGGACAUUUUCGUACCAUUGAAUUAAAACACGUGCAUAAAAAA